AUGAGCGCAGGAGGGGCGCAGAAGCUGCUGGAGGAUGAGAAACUUGCCAUCGAAGAGUGCAUGAAGGGAGCGGAGAGCGUCGUUGAGCCUCCCGACCUCUCCAGUGCCGGGAAAGGAAGCGAAGCGGGCGUACUGCAGAGGAGCGCGUCGGCAGAAGGUGCAGAGGAGGAGGCGCAACCUGCAGAAGAGGAGACUCCCGAGAAGGAGCACGAGGCAGACCUGCCUCCCCGGCAGAGUCUGGACGUGGAGGCUCCUGCGAGGAUGAGCAUCGAUGAGAGCAGCACGGCAGGAAGCGCGAUAACCAACACUCCCUCAGCGGCAUCGCAGGGAGGAGAGAGAGUCGACGGUGAGAAGGCCGGGCAGAGUAGCAGCGUGUGGUCUCGCCUGAAGGCUGCGCGCACUAUGCUCAAGACCGGAACGCCGUCGAAGGGGGAAGAGGCAGCGGCACACGCUGCCGGGUCCUUCUCGGACAAGGCGGGAGAGCACAAGGGGGCACAGGGGGAGAAGGGAAAGGCGUGGCGGUCGAGCGGGAUAUCCGCUAUGUCAGCCAUGGCGGCAGCAGCGACGGGAGCAGGCAAGGCAGCAGCAGGAGCAGCUCAGAGCUUAGCUACUCAUGCUCACAUCGCCUCGCACUCGAGCGACGAACGGCACAGCUCUCAUGCUGCCAUGGCAGCCCACGAGGCCAACCACCUACAGGCGCCGAGCAAGAUCAAGGAGAAGCUGGUGCGGGGAGGGUUCAUGUCGGAGACCGGAGUAGCCAGCGCUAGAAGCUCCUCGUCAGUGUCCCUGCCCUCCUCCAUCUGGAUCCUUGAGCUGCUCCUCAACGGUACCCACAUCUCCCUCUGGGAUGAGGCGCAGAAUCGCGUGCGCUCGCUGGUCACCCUCCCGAAGUUCGGGGAGGAGCUGACGCGCCUGCCAGCGACGCUGCGGGGAACGAUAUGGUCGGUGUGCCGAGAUUACUACCAGAUGUUCCACCGUUCCUCCAUCCUCAUGGUCCAGGUCUUCACAGGGGCCACCCUCAAGGUCGCUCGGCUCAUCGGCGAGUACCUUCACCUCAUGCGCCUUCUCCCUCCCGUCGCACACGACGCAGUCCUCGGACUGCGCGAGCUUCUCUCCUACUACCUCCUCCUCACCGCCGACCUCUUCACUCCUCCUGACAUGUCCACCAAGUCCGUCCAAGUCGGAGGAGGCAUGGAGAUCCUACGGCGCAGGGGAGCUGAAAGCAUGCAGCUGCUCCUGCGGCACAUGGAAGCUGCUCGCCCUGUGGCUCCGCUGCCGCUCCUCACGUGCCAGGCUGUGCUCAAGUCUCCGGAUGCGUUCUUCGGGCUCGGAGAGCGGUGUGUGGCCAUUGAGUCGCUGCUCUUCCUCGUGGAAGUGAUGCAAGCCGUUCGCGUCUCUCUCUCUCAGCUCUCGGUACCCAAGUCGGCGUCAGAUGUCAAGAGCAUCUUCAAGGAGAUCGUGGAGCACAUCCCGGGCAUGGAGGAGUUCGGUCUCAAGCCUCUUCCCUUCUUCACUCACGUCGAACUCUUCAUCAAGGGAUACUUCCUUCCUCCGGACUCUCCGCAGGUCAUGGUGGAGUGGGCGUAUCAGCAUCCUUUCUAUCCUCCCCAUCAGGUCCUAGGGCUUGUACAAGCAGUGAUCGAAUCAAACAGCCAUCACACCUCGUCGUUCAGCGCUCUCAUGGGUCAGGGCAAGUCGAAGAGCACGGAAGUAAAGCGUGUCCUUGCCCAGGUGGAGGAAGCGGUUCGAACCAACGUGAGCCCGUCUGCAAGCAUGUCCCUACAUGCGCUGGCCAUGGCGCGAUGA
Guillardia theta CCMP2712 is the source of this 1806-nucleotide messenger RNA. RefSeq lists its product as hypothetical. NCBI's taxonomy places the organism in Eukaryota, Cryptophyceae, Pyrenomonadales, Geminigeraceae. The transcript is spliced from 11 exons. Gene Ontology annotation, cellular component: EARP complex. Gene Ontology annotation, molecular function: SNARE binding. The record is from RefSeq and is a predicted model, not a curated record. The coding region runs from base 1 to 1806 and encodes 601 amino acids. Gene Ontology annotation, biological process: retrograde transport, endosome to Golgi; endocytic recycling.